Tilletiaria anomala UBC 951 is the source of this 4683-nucleotide messenger RNA. RefSeq lists its product as uncharacterized. NCBI's taxonomy places the organism in Eukaryota, Fungi, Basidiomycota, Exobasidiomycetes, Georgefischeriales, Tilletiariaceae. Gene Ontology annotation, molecular function: RNA binding. The transcript is spliced from 3 exons. Bases 1 to 4683 code for a protein of 1560 amino acids. The record is from RefSeq and is a predicted model, not a curated record.
AUGGAUACACCACACGCACAAGGCUACCACGGCACCUCGGCCUCGGCAGCCGCAGCCGCGGCGGACCAUUCGACGCUGCGAGGUCGCAGCUCGACAAUCCACGACAUGUUCAGCGACAUUGGAUCCUCCUUCCAUUCACCCAGCACCGCCAAUAGCGGCACCGCAGCCGGCCGCUCGUCUUCGCGCUUUCCGCAUGCGAACCUGUGCCGCCCGACGGCGUCUGCGUCCGCCUCCAGCUCGCGCCGCGGGACGCUGAUGCUUAGCGCCAGGGAAAGCCUUGCCGCCGUGCAUGGCGAUGGCCGCGGACAGCCUAUCAUCGACGUCAAUGUUCUCGAGGCCGCUGUCAGCGCCGCUGCAGCUGCCUCGGCGGCGCCAGGCGCGGGUGGGGGCCCCGGCUCCGGCUCAGGCAUGGCUGCGGGUGCGCCCGUGCGGGAGUGGAGCGCGCGGCCGGAAUGCAACAGUGCCAGUCGCGAACUGAGCAAGGCGGAGCUUGCGUCCAUCUGGGCCUACCCCGAGUCCUCCACCGCGCUCGGAGCGGGUACAAGCACGGGGACAGGCAGGGGCAUGGGCAUGAGUCUCAGCAUGGACGGCGUCGGCGGGACAACAGCGUCCCCCACCACCACCAACACCACCUCCUCUUCCUCGAACCAUAACCACAACCACAACACUGCGUCGAAAAGCUUGAGCUCCACGCCUCGGCUCGAUAGCGGCACGCCGCUCGCGCCUGGGAGCAUCGCUGCACUGACGCACGACCUGCAGCUGCUUGGCGUGCACGAGGGUGGCAGGGGCAGCAGAGUGGACCACAUCAACGACAACCCGUGCGCACUGCCGGCGCCGAGCCUCGGGCGCAACCGCGCUAGCACGCUGGCGGGCAGCUCCGCACGCGUGGGCAUCGAUUUGCAUUUCAGCAACAGCCUCAGCAACCUUGCCGCGGACACGCACCAUACUGCUCUCGUGUUCGGCGGCGCAACUUCUGUCAUGGGGUCGCAAGGCACAGGCGCGAGCGCAAGCCCCAGCAACGCCGUGCGCAGGUAUGCAACGCAGGCGCGCGCACAGCAACGCGGUCUCCCUUUCUCCAUUGGCAGUCUCGCGGUCAGUCCGCGCAUGUCCGAGCUCCCCGUUAGCGUCAGCGACGUCGGCGAACAGGACGACUAUUUCACCACAGGCAUCCUGCGCACGUCCCAGCCGGCUGCGACCUCAUCCAGUAGCAGUGCCGGCGCAGGCAACAGCGGUGGGGGUUCGCCGAGUGCCGGUGCUGGUGCGAGCAGUCCGGCAGGCAUCUCACAGCCGCUUGCGUCUGUUGCGCUCAUGAACCGUCUCGGUAGUCUCAAUGGAACAGCAGCAGCAGCAGCUUCGCAAGGGCAGCGACCGAGAGCGUCGACGAUGCUGCCUUCCUCUUCUCCCCCCUCGUCCGCUUCGGCUGACGGGCCACUUGCGCAUGCGCGCUCGCCUUCGUCAGCAAAUCAGUCGCAGUCACAAUCCAGCGACGAAAGUAGCAGCAGCAGGCACGGCAGCAAUGGCUUUGAGCAUCUGCUGCGCUCCUCCACGUCCUCCUCCUCCACGCCCGCUACCAUGUACGCGCUCGAGUUAUCCAGCUCUUUGCAAGGCUUCGACGACCACCUGGGCAGCACGGAGAGCAUGCAUGCGUCCGCCCCUGGCGCAGGAAUCGGUGGGAGCGGUGGCGGCGGUAUUGGGCGGGCGCGCGCCGGGACGCUCGCAGCGCUCAGCGGGCCCGGCAGCAGGCAACGUGCGGAACGAGAAAUGCUGCGAAUGGUGAGCCACAACGCUUCCUCCGCCUCCGCUGUCGCAGCCGCAUUAGACGUUGCUGUCGCCGGUGGGCGCGCUUCACCGGGUACUAGCAGCAGCGGCGGCGGCGCGCUCUUCCGGCCUCCGCUCCUCGAGGAGGGCGUCUGGCACGACGCUGCGCUUGGUAGCAGGCAGGCGUCUGUGCAAGCCUGGAGCGGCAACGCCAGCGUCGAAGAAGUAGAGGCACCAGUUGCCAGCGACGGCGCGGCUGGCUCCGGCUCCGGCUCCCGGACCGGCGGCGGCAACCUGAUUCUCAGCCGGAGUCUGUGGAUUGGCAACCUCGACCCCGGCGUAACGGCGCAGGACCUGAUGCAUGCCUUUGCGGGCUACGGCGCUAUCGAGAGUCUACGACUACUCGCCGAGAAGGAUUGUGGGUUUGUCAAUUUCAAGGAGACCGAAGACGCUAAGCGUGCGCGAGAGGAUGUGCUCACGCGUCUCGGCGGUAUGAUACCGACCAUCAGCGGCAAGCAGGCGCACCCCGUGCGCAUCGGAUUCGGCCGCAUUGACACGCCCGGCGCCACUGGGGCCAACUGGCCGUACGUUGGCGCAAAUUCGCAGGCCACAGCGGUCCUCUCCGCCGCCGCGAACGCCGAGGUGGACGGCCCAGCGACCAGGGCUCUCUGGCUUGGCUCCAUCCCUGCCACCACCUCGCAGGCGGUGCUGCUCAACAUCUUUACGCAGUAUGGACCGGUCGAGAGCGUGCGCGUCCUCUCGCAAAAGAAUUGCGCGUUCAUCAACUUUGAGCGUCUCGAAGAUUCCGUCCGCGCGCGCAAGGCGCUCAACGGGCGCGAGAUUCUCGGUCCAGAGGUGGGCACAGUCAGGGUGGGCUUUGCCAAGGCGCCUCCGCGCGCGGGCGAAGAAGGCAGCGCUACCACAGCCGGCCCAGUUGGGGCGCCCAGCACGUCGGUCUUUGGCUCUUCCAAUGCGGAUCGAGCCAUGCUCGAUCUUCUGGCAAAGCAUCACCAGCAGCUGAAAGGUGCCUUACAGGCAGAUAGACAGGCGCCGCAGUCGCAGCAGGACGUUGCUUCAGUGCAGGUAGGGUCCGCGAGCUCUGGGAACAACAACCAUUUCUCCGCUGUUGCCCGAGAGCGCAACGCGGCUCAGGGCUUGGUCAGUGCGUCCAACAGCAUCGCGCCUAGCAGCGACAAAGGCGGUAUUCCGCUCCCGCCGGACAUGGUUCCUCGCGCGUUCUUCCAAGAGCAGCAGGACAUCUUGCGCGAGCUGGAUGGCAAUAGUGCGGACGAAGUCGACAUCGAUCUGGCGUCUCGCCCGCCUGUGACGUACUACGCCUCGAUCCCUUCGAUCACGGAUGCGGCAACAGGGCGUCGCUUCGACUCUGCGCAGCUGCGGGACUUCCGCAAGAGUCUCGACUCCCCGCACAGCACGCAGCGCGACGUCGACGCUAUCGCCACCCUUUUCAUUGGAGACAUCAUCGAGCUUUCCAGCGACUACAUUGGCAACACGCUCGUGCAGAAGUUCUUCGAAAGAGGAUCGGAGGAGAUCAAGCUCGCACUGCUCGAGCGACUUGCGCCAUUCCUCGCCAUGAUUGGGACGCACAAGAACGGUACGUGGGCUGCGCAAAAGAUCAUCGACUGCGCCCGUGGGCCCCAGCAGCUCAACCGCAUCGUUCAGCAUCUGCAGCCGUACAUUCCGCCCCUCUUGUUGGACCAAUUCGGAAACUAUGUCGUGCAAUGCCUGCUACCGUACGGUUCGCCGAUAUCCGAUUGCAUCUUUGAUGCCAUGUUCGACCGUACGUGGGAGAUCGCGCAGGGCAGGUUCGGUGCGCGCAGCAUGCGUGCAUGUCUCGAGAGCUCGGCCGUGACCAAGAGCCAGCAGAAGCGUGUGGCGCUUGCGGUCAUCUUCAAUGCUGUGCCGCUCGCAACGAAUCCGAAUGGCGCGCUUCUUCUGACAUGGCUGCUCGAUACGUCCGAGUUUACUGGGCGAUACAGGCUCUUGGCUCCCCGGUUUACACCGCACCUGCACCAUCUGUGCACGCACAAGCUUGCCUCGCUCACCGUGCUGCGCAUCAUUACUCAGAGUGCAGAUCCCGAAGCCUCAAAGCUGUUGGUCACUACCCUCUUUGAGACUGGAGCCCAUCCUGUUUACGAGCAGAUUCUCAACGACCAAAUCCACGGCUCUCAAUUCAUAGCUAAGGUGCUGGCCGGUAGCGCGAUGGACGCGAGUAAGAAACCCGCUUACGCCGAAGCCGUGCGGAAAGUCCUCCAGGAUCGCGAUCUCAUUAAUGUACCGGCCUAUCGACGGCUGGUCGAGGAGGUCGGUCUGGCGCCGUCUAAUUCGAACUCUGGUGGCACUGGGGACCUUCACCUUGGCAAGCUAGCAUCUCCUUUGCCUGCACCGCGUUGGGACGGUUUACCGAUGCUGCCAAGCUUAUCGACCUCAACAGCCCUCAACAGCUCCGCAUGGCAGCGAGGACCGCCGCAGGGCUUGAUGACCAGGGGUGCGCAUGGGCACCCCGUGGUGCCAGUAAUGCAACCCAGUGCCACACUUUCGCUGCCGUCAACAUCGAUGCCUUUAAUGCAAGCGCCAUCCGGCCUCAAUACGAGUGAUGCCUACCGCUCGCCGCCGCAACCGGCGCAUCUCUCGCCCUGGGCGCAUCUCAUCGGUAGCCCGCCUGCUGCGCAUGCUGUCGGGCAUCUCCACAGCUGGCCACCUGCACCAACGGCGUACAGCGGCGUACCGCCGAGCGCGCUGCCGCCUGGUAUGACUGAGGGACAUCAUGGCGCCCUGGCGGGGGCCGCUCCAUUUGCCGCACCUACCAACCACUCUUCCAGUCCCACACCACUGCCCUUCCACCUUGUCGUUUCGCCGGCUUCGCAUCCCAGCUUUGUGCAGUACAGUGGCGCGCCCAGGCAUUGA